Molecule: messenger RNA, 3584 nt
Organism: Photinus pyralis (common eastern firefly)
Lineage: Eukaryota; Metazoa; Arthropoda; Insecta; Coleoptera; Lampyridae
Exons: 4
Coding region: 204-3176 (990 amino acids)
Biological process (GO): transcription by RNA polymerase II; transcription initiation at RNA polymerase II promoter
Cellular component (GO): transcription factor TFIIA complex
Source: RefSeq, a predicted model, not a curated record
CUGUAACAUAACCUAACAAAAAUGUAAUUUCGUUAAGUGUAAGUCCAGUAAAAUAGCCCGUAGUUUUGUUAUAAUUUAGCUUUAAUUAAGUUAUGAUAGUUAUUUACACACGGCACUGUGAUAAAAAGAGCCCUCAGGUUUCUCUAACUCGUAAAUAAACUAUACUUAUAUGCUAGGUACAUUUGAUAGAUACCUUGUAAAUAAUGGAGUUACCUCAAGUCUAUCAAGAAUUAGUUAGUGAUGUAGUAGUAAGCUGUUUUCCAAUGUUCUCGGAGAGUGGCUUCCAACCUGAGAUUUUAAUGCAACUAGAGCAGCUAUGGUUAAGAAAAUUGAUGAAGAAUGGAAAUAAUUAUGUUGAUCUCGAUAGAAUUUUGCUUGAGAAAGCCCCAUCUACAGUAAAGAAAAGGAAGAGAAGUACCCUAACCUCGACUCCAACUGUGAAGAAAAAGACUGUUAUUAGGUACAGUUGUAAACCCCUCCUCAAGGUAACUAAUAGAAGUAUGCCCGAAAUCGGGUUCCAUGAAAGAAAGUCGGCCAUGUUUGAUUCCCGAAAGAGAAGUUUGCAUACUCACUCUACCAAUGGGGUGAUUGCAACUGGAGAAGAUUUGUCUACUACUAAUGGUGUCAUCAGACACGGUUCUCAUAAACGACAAGGAAGGAGUACAAAUUUAUCAACAGGAAAGAAAAGAAAGGGUAAAAAGCAACAUAACUCGCCUCGAGCAACUUUGAAAAAUAGAAGAUCUGUACUUCCAGACAAUAGUGAAAAUGAAUCAGUACCUCCACCUGCGCCCUUAGGAAUAAAGCCUGCUGGAGAGGAAGCUGAUGUUAGCUUAACGGCAUCAAGGAGUGAUGUUCCGGGUCCAGAAAAGACUGAAUCAUUACCUGAACAUUUGAGAACAUCAAAUGGAGAGGAAGUGUGUGUGAGCUCAGUACCAUUAAGGAAUGGUGUUCAACGUAAAAGAAGAAUAAAGAAGGCGACUAUUCCAACUGAUGGAAUCCCAUAUAAUAGAAAGUUAAGAUCUGGGGGUCUGUGCAACCUAGAUUUACAAUGGCUUCGCACUCCUCGUCGGCGUAAGAAUACGCAGCAUGUUAAACCACAGACUCCGUGUGAGUUGAAUUGUCCAUCAGACAGUUGUACUGUUAGUAGGAGUAAAGAGGUUAUUAAGCAAAGUAAUAUACAUGAAAUAGAUAAAAGUGUUCAACCUGAUUCACUGGUUCCAAAUUUUAGUUGGACUCGCAUUCUAAAUGACGCUCAAACAAAGACAGGUACAGAAACGUCACAUGAAAUGAGUGUGGUCGCUUUGUUACCUACACAGGCAGAAAAAGAUAGCCAGAUUUCAGCAGAAAAUACCAAGGAAAAUACAAACCAAGUCACCAAAAUUGGCAGUCAAAAACGUAAAAAGAGAAGACGAUUGACGUAUGGGCUGAAGGAGUUGGGAAAUGAUUCAGGACAGCAUAGUGGCUUACGAUUAAGAAGUGGGGCGUUGUAUAAGACACAUACUAGACCUCAAAUGCGUAGAAAAAAAUUAAAUGAACAACUCAAUAUAGAUGGCCAAUGUGAUAUUUCUAAUAAACUAGAUUUGAACUGUGACAUUCAAGAAACGGAUUUUAUCACUACCCCUAAAGAGUUGGGUAAUACAAACAGAGACGAACAAUGCGACAAUUUGACUGAGAGUCGAUGUAAGGAGGUGCUUGCAUCAGAUCAAACAAAAGAACAAAUUGCAGUAAAUACCCACGAUUUAGGCGUUUUUUUGAACGGUACACCUGAAACUACCAAUUGCUGUGAUAGGUAUGUAAGUUCAGAAUUGAAGAGAGAUGGCAACUUCCAAUUGUUAUGUCGUUCGAAGUCUAUUCGUGUGAGAGACUAUUUAUCUGAGGUAAACAGAAGGUUGGAAAAUAAUUCCUUCGAGACUUCAGACUUAUGCCAAAAUCUUCCUACAUCAGUACCUAGGCAGCUUAAGGUAGUUGAUGAAGGGGAAAGGUCUACUAGGACUAAUGGGAAUUUUCCGAGAGUGAAUCGUGGAAAAUUGAGAUAUAAUGGUGCCAGGUUUAAUCGGAAACAAUUAACUCGCCGUAGGAGUAGUGGAGGGUCUUGCAGUUAUUUGGUAAACGCUGGAUCUAACAGGCGUGCCAUUAAAUUGGUUAGGAACAGUCUUGGUGCCACAGUGAGAAAUCUUGCAUUAGAGAAGAAAACAAAACAUUUGAAUGAAAGCGAGGUUCAGUUAAGUACCAAAGAAGAAGUUGUUCUAAAUGGAAAUGGCAGUUUAGCAAUGGCUAACUGUGAGGAAUUUGCCUCCAUUUUGAACUUAGGUGAACACACCUCCACCCAGUUGUGUCGAGCCAAGCCAAUUCGUUUAAGAAGAGACUAUAAGCUACUUAAAAAUGACCGAAUUAUCACCACAAACAGAGUCAAUAAUUUGAUUACAAUUCAUGUGCCACAGGUAUCAAAUUCGACCACAACACAGAUCGAUUUAUGUGGCACCGAACAGAAUUCUGUCCUACCAACCACCGAUUUAGUCCCUGAACCCAAAGAUAUCCAGGAAGAACUGGACAGUGGUACACAAAUCAUUAAGCGUAAUCAGAAUGGUCACGACAUAGAUCUUCCUCUUGAAGUGGAGAGAUAUAGUUACAAGUAUGAAAAUCCUUACGCAAAUCGAACAGACAUCUCGAAGUGUAAGAGAGUAAAAAUUGCGUUGCCACCCCGCGAUGGGUUUACCAAGGAUGAACUUACGUGCAUAAUUAAAGUGCCACCAUGGGCACUUCAAGGCUCCAAGUGGACCAAACUUUUGACUCCAAUCAUAAGAAGAAUAGAUAGUGACAACCUGCCAAUAGUUGAUGCAACAUCGUUGUUACAGGAUUAUAUCAAUAACUAUGAACAACCAGUGCUUCAAGUGGACGGAGUUGGUGCGAGAUUUAUACUUAAAUCAAGUACGAAGUAUAGUUCUACACAACCAAUUAAGACUGUGCGGUAUAACUCCGAUAUUGACUCUAAUGAUGAUGUGACUGAUGAGGAAGAUGUAUGCUCAGCUUUUCAAGCAAAGAAUUUUAUCUGGUGUCAAUUUGUCAACAUUAAACACCAUAAAAAUGUGUGGCGGUUGAAUUUAAAACAUGGUGCCAUGUACUUAAAUGGUAAAGAAUACUUCUUUAAUUCAGCAAAAGGUGUUGUCACAUGGUAACGUAAUCCUUUUGUAUUUUAUUUCUUUGGUAAUUAGAGGUCAGUCUGUUCCUAUUUCGUUUAAGUUGAAAUGGUAAACAAAGUUAAGUUACUUAUAGAUUCCUGUUUUGUUGCUAUAGUAGAAUCGCAGUAUUAUAUUAUGUUAAGUUACCAUGUAUAUUUGUUAUUUCGUUUGUUUUUUGUGUGAUAGCGUUAAGUUAACUUGAAACAAGGAACUUUCUCCUAUUAUGCAAUAUGAAUGUGGCUGUGGAAUUGACUAUUAAGUAAUAACUUGAAUUGUUCAUUUGUUUUGUUUUAGCUUUAGAGUAAACAUAUUUUUGUAUUGCAGAAGCCUGUUGUUUUGUUUAGCCCAUGUUGGGCACCAGUAAUUAUUUUAUAUAGAACCUAAAUAAAAGACAUUUAAAACAGA